AUGUCGGCGCGAGGAAAUUUCCGUGGCUCAUACAGUGGUCAGUAUCCCGCAAGGGGCCAUUAUAGCCAGGGACCACAUUCUUCCGGCCAUGCUACGCCCAGUUCAUCUUUCCAUGGCACGCCCCCGGCCCAGUCGCCUUAUAGCGGCGGCAGGGGCAAUUGGGGUGGACAGCAACAGUAUUCACCGCAGAGCCAAUAUCCGCCGCAGUUCCCACCGAACGGCUACGCACCGACUGCACCUGCGGCACAUUUCCAAGGCAGCCAGGCCAACUCACCCCCCGUAGGCACCCCUACCGGACCAAGCCACCAAUUUUCUCAAAGCCCGUAUCGCGGAGGGUAUAGGGGGUCAUCCAGCGGCGGAUAUCGAGGAAAUAGCGCGGGCCCUGGGGCUGGUCGAGGUGCCAGCCGUGGCGGGUUCAAGAGCGGGCACUGGGGAUCCAGUGGCAGCGGCUCCAGAGCUGCUUCGAGUCAGCCUGAAGAUGCGGGCUCAGGACGUGCAAGCCCGCAAGCAGGCUUAAGUAUAGGUGACCAGGGCUCAUCCCAUGGCGAGGUGGGAACGCACGAGAACGAAAAUCCCUUCAGGCCGCCCAAGGAGUUCCAGGUGGAGGACACGGCCAUGGACGAGGGGAAUGACGAAGAACCAAUGCCAGCUCCGGCAACCCGGCCGCCUCCAACAGGCCCUGCGGCAGAGAAGAAGAUCAGUUUCGCGCUCAAAUCAACCCCAAAGGCGCCCGUGACAGCCCCGAAGUUCGAGAUAUCCUCGAAAUUCAACGCGCCAACGAAGAAGGAUCCACCAAAGGAGUCUAAUCGUCACGACCCUCGAGAUCGGGACAGUCGCGAUGCUCGAGAGCCACGAGAUCAUCGGGAUAACCGAGACAACCGCGACCAUCGCGACCAUCGUGACAGCCGAGAUGUCAAGGGCAGCCGAGACCAUCGAGAGCACGCCCCACAUAAGCACGUUACAGACGGUCGAGAUCUGCCAAGAAAUGUGCCAACAGAGCCCCGGGCGGCCAAAGAGCAACAGAGGCGCCAGGAGCAGCAGAAGCCUCGAGAACCUCGGGAACCUCGAGUACGUAUGGUGAAGAGGAAGAUGAAGCGCUUGAAGGAGAAGCCCGCCCUUCCAGAUCACCUGGCAGCUUCCGAUUCUGUCUACUUCCGGAAGCCCGGCAAUGAAUCUGUCAUUGGUGCCGGCACGUACGGGAAGGUGUUCAAGGCGCUCCACGUCUACACCAAGAAGCUCGUUGCUCUGAAGAGGAUUCGCAUGGAAGGUGAGAGGGAUGGCUUCCCGGUGACAGCUGUUCGAGAGAUCAAGCUUCUGCAGUCUCUCAAGCACAUCAACAUUGUUGCACUGCUCGAGGUCAUGGUCGAGAAAAACGAGUGUUACAUGGUGUUUGAGUACAUGUCGCAUGACUUGACAGGUAUUCUCAACCACCCCACCUUCAAGCUCGAAGCGGCGCACAGGAAACAUUUGUCGAAGCAACUGUUCGAGGGCCUCGACUACUUGCACCAGCGCGGCGUUCUGCACCGAGAUAUCAAAGCUGCCAACAUCUUGGUUAGCAGCGAUGGUAUUCUCAAGUUGGCCGACUUCGGUCUCGCCCGCUUUUACGCUAAGCGGCACCAACUUGACUACACAAACCGAGUCAUCACCAUAUGGUACCGCUCUCCAGAGUUGCUACUCGGUGAGACUCAAUACAGUCCUGCCGUAGACAUUUGGAGCGCAGCUUGCGUCAUGAUCGAGAUCUUCACACGGCGUGCCGUCUUCCCUGGUGAUGGUGGCGAGAUCAGUCAGCUGGACAAGAUCUACUCUGUCCUCGGCACGCCGCACAAGUCGAGCUGGCCAGGUCUAACGGAUAUGCCUUGGUUCGAGCUCUUGAGACCCGGCGUGAGGAAACCAAACGUAUUCGCAGAGCAGUACGAGGACAAGCUGCCGCCCGCCGCGUUCAAACUCAUGGGCGAGAUGCUGCAAUAUGACCCGCUCAAACGGCCGACGGCCGCCCAGGUGUUGGAGCAUCCUUACUUUACCACCGAGUCACCGGCCCCGCGGCAAGCAGUGGAGCUCCAACACGUAGACGGUGACUGGCACGAGUUCGAGAGCAAGGCGCUACGGCGCGAAAACGAGCGAAAGGAUCGAGAAGCUCGCAAGGCUGCUGAGAAGGGAUCUGGUUCCACAAGCAAGGACAACAAGGAUUCCCGAAAACGACCUCCAGAGGCGAACGAUGCAAACCGCGAGACCAAGCGCCAGCACGUUGAGAAGUCAGCAGAGGCAGCUUCGGGUGCUGGCGAGGUGAUCCCGUCCAAGAAGGCCUAG
Diaporthe citri is the source of this 2307-nucleotide messenger RNA. RefSeq lists its product as uncharacterized. The coding region runs from base 1 to 2307 and encodes 768 amino acids. The transcript has 3 exons. The record is from RefSeq and is a predicted model, not a curated record. Gene Ontology annotation, molecular function: ATP binding; cyclin-dependent protein serine/threonine kinase activity; RNA polymerase II CTD heptapeptide repeat kinase activity. Gene Ontology annotation, biological process: protein phosphorylation; positive regulation of transcription elongation by RNA polymerase II; transcription elongation by RNA polymerase II. Gene Ontology annotation, cellular component: nucleus; cyclin/CDK positive transcription elongation factor complex. Lineage: Eukaryota; Fungi; Ascomycota; Sordariomycetes; Diaporthales; Diaporthaceae.